Molecule: messenger RNA, 2193 nt
Organism: Psilocybe cubensis
Lineage: Eukaryota; Fungi; Basidiomycota; Agaricomycetes; Agaricales; Agrocybaceae
Exons: 11
Coding region: 1-2193 (730 amino acids)
Biological process (GO): cyclic threonylcarbamoyladenosine biosynthetic process
Cellular component (GO): mitochondrial outer membrane
Molecular function (GO): ubiquitin-like modifier activating enzyme activity; tRNA threonylcarbamoyladenosine dehydratase activity; O-methyltransferase activity
Source: RefSeq, a predicted model, not a curated record
AUGACCUUGAACCUCUCUCAUAGAACUCAGCUCGUUGCUACUGCCGUCGCCGCCUCUCUGGCGACAGCUGGCCUUGUACAUGCUUAUAAUACCCACAUUAGACGGACACGGAGGAAGGAGCUUGACGAUGAAGUCCGGCGCUCCAUUUCCGCGCUAGAUUCUAUGCAAAUUGACCGCGAAGACGUCGAGUCUCAGGCAUUCAGAUCGCAACUGAACUUACAAUCUACAAGCCGUGCAAAUGGGAGCAGUCUGGACUACGACGAAGACCUCAUCCGAGAACAACUCGCGCGAAAUUACGCGUUCUUCGGCGAUGAAGGUAUGGCGAAAAUCCGAAAGGGCCGCGUGGUUGUCGUUGGGUGCGGAGGAGUAGGAAGCUGGGCAGCUGUGAUGCUUGUACGAUCAGGCAUCUCGAACAUCCGUUUAGUGGACUUUGACUACGUCACUUUGUCCUCGCUCAACCGACACGCUACGGCUACGCUGGUGGACGUGGGCACACCAAAAGUGAAAUGCAUCGAAAAGACACUUAAGCAGAUUGCAAAAUGGGUUGAGGUUGACUCGAGAAUUGAGAUUUGGAGAAAGGAGGAGGGAGGACGUUUGCUGGAGGAUGCUGACUGGGUUAUUGAUGCCAUUGACAAUAUCCAGACCAAGGUCGACCUGCUGAAAUACUGCUACGAUAACAAAAUAAAGGUCUUUUCUUCGAUGGGAUCCGGUGCCAAAUGCGAUCCUACCCGAAUUCAAAUCAGCGACAUCUCUCACACAGUAUAUGACCCUCUGGCACGCUCUGUUCGCCGACGUUUACGACUUCUCGGUGUUGAUUCGGGAAUCCCUGUCGUUUACUCCACCGAAGUACCGGGUGACGUCAAAUUGCUACCGCUACCAGAGGAGGAGUUCCAGAAGGGACCGGUCAAAGAACUGGGAGUGUUCGACGAUUUCCGUGUUCGCAUCCUACCUGUAUUGGGCCCUUUGCCGUCAAUUUUUGGACUAAACAUCGCCACCUAUGUUCUUUGCGAGUUGGCCGAAAAGCCCAUUGGAAACCCCUUGCCGAUCAAGAAUAGGAAGAAACUCUAUGAACGAAUGUAUCGAGAUUUGCUGAAGAGAGAAUGUAAAAUUGCUGGUCAUCAAAUCAACAAACUACCGAUUGACGAAGACGACGUGGCGCUGAUUUUUGAAGAUUUGCACAGAGGUCGCUCAGUCGUUCCUCCUUAUGAUAUCCCUUCAAGGCCAACGCUUGUUCGCUGGGAUCCUACCCGCCCGUUGAGCAUCGAGAACUGUGUCGUCUUCGAACUCAACGAUGCCGACAAGCAUGUGAAUGCGCUAUGGAAUCCUGAUGGAUCAGCGUCAACGACAACAACACCCGCUGAACUAUGGGGCCCGGAAAUCCGAGAAGUUGUAGAUCGAAGAGCGGCGGAGGCUCGAAGGGUUCGUGAUUGGGUUAUGCGAUUAAUCCACCCUCGAGGAUCCGUGUUUGGCGGGAUUUGUAUGAUCUAUAAAUUGCUACCCAAAACUAUGGCCGGACGACAGACUUAUUUUCAUACAUCUCUUGAAGAGUGGACGCGUUCAGAUGAAUACCACAAUUCGUUUUUGAUACCUAAAGACGAUAUUUUGGACGCGGUGGUGAAGAACAAUCAUGAGCAAGGGUUGCCUGAUAUCGCAGUGACCGUUGCUCAGGGCAAAUUCUUGAACCUGCUCGUCAAGACCACUGGAGCAAAAAGAGUCUUGGAGAUCGGAACGCUCGGCGGAUAUUCCACCAUUUGGAUUGGUCGUGGGGUUCCUUCAGACGGAAGUGUCACCACGCUAGAAUUGAACCCACAACAUGCCAAGGUGGCUACUGAUAACAUUAAAUUGGCAGGUCUCGCAGAUAAAAUUUCUGUGGUUGUUGGUCCGGCCGUGGAGUCUUUGGCCAAGCUGGAUGCCAAAGAGCCCUUCGACUUUGUAUUCAUUGACGCAGACAAGCCGUCAAAUCUCAUAUACUUCACUGAAGCAAAACGCCUCGUUCGGCCAGGCGGUGUCAUUAUUGUAGACAACGUGGUCCGAUAUGGUCGCGUCGCCGACCCCGAAUACUCGGACAACAACGUUGAGGGCGUGCGGCGGCUCCUCCAUGCUCUUAAAGACGAUCAGGACGUUGAAGCCACGACCAUCGGAACAGUCAGCGAGAAAGGCUACGAUGGUUUCAUAUAUGCGAUCCGCAAAUGA